UCGACGACGGCGAGCAGAGUCAUGGACUCAAACCCCGGCCAUUAUGUUGCCGUUAUGGUCACUGCGAACGCUAAGUCGACGACAGAGAGGAAACCAGCGAGAUAUCUGAAAUUACUCCGGCCCCAUGAUGCGUUGGUGAUCGGGCAAGUUUAUAGGCUCGUAAGCUUUGAAGAUGUGUUGAGAGAGUUUGGUUCGAAGAGGAGAGUGAGGCUGACCCGGUUGCUUGCUAAGCCGAAGGAGGCGAGGGAAGGAGAGGGUGGCGGUGAGAGAGCUAAGUCUGAGGAUUCGGUCGAAGCGGCAGAGGGUCAGCAAGAAGGAGAGGCAUUGGAGAGCACAACGGGGAGUGGCGUCAAGGGAAGGAGCAACGGAGUGUUGAGGCAAGGGCAGUGGAGGCCAACUUUACAAACCAUCGCAGAGAUUGGGAAUUGAUUGGUUAAUAAAUAGUUCUUUUUAAUUUAAUGUUAUAGAUAUAGUUACGGUUGAUUAAAGUUAGAUUUGUUGCAUGUGCAAAUGUGUUCCACUAAUAUUUUCGUCGUGCUAUA
Asparagus officinalis (garden asparagus) is the source of this 542-nucleotide messenger RNA. RefSeq lists its product as uncharacterized. Lineage: Eukaryota; Viridiplantae; Streptophyta; Magnoliopsida; Asparagales; Asparagaceae. Bases 22 to 429 code for a protein of 135 amino acids. The transcript has 3 exons. The record is from RefSeq and is a predicted model, not a curated record.